AUGUUGGCGACGAUGAAUACACCAUUUAAAGUCCCAUUCUAUGCAACUGAACUACUUUGCCCGCUACCCACCUUUACUGAGAUCGAGAAUGCCCCGGACAUAUGCAUGAUAUCUGGAGGGCGAAGAAUAGUCGGAGUGGGCCAGUAUUUUGGUGUGAAAUUUGGGCCAGGUGUCAAUCUCAUUGAAGGAGAAAAUAUGUUGUUUGUUCGGGAAAAUAUAAAUAUCCCUGUCCCGCGCAUCUUCGCCCUCUAUUCAGAUCCAGAGACCGGGAAAAAUUUCAUUGUCAUGGAGCGUAUUAUCGGUCAAACGCUUCUUUCAGCAUGGCCACAUCUUACAACGUCUGAGAAAGAAGAAAUACUAAAAGAUCUGCGAAGAUACUUCGACGACUUACGCAAGCUUCCAUCCCCAGAUUACCUUGGCAGUUUCGGCAAAAGACAACUUCUGGAUGGAAUUUUUUGGAAAUUUGAGCCAGAUUUAUUGGUGAAUGGCCCUUCUGACUCUGAAGACGGUUUAAAUGAAGGAAAGUUGCGAAAGUACAUCGGUAACGGAGGCUCACUUCACAGAGCGGAAUAUCUUCGAAGACACGUUCCUUUUAUUUUUCAGGGCUCUAAACCGACAUUCACGCACGGUGAUUUGCAGAAGAAAAAUAUCAUUCAUUGCGAGAAAAUCCAUCAAGAAGGAGUACGCCUCGUGAUAAUUGAUUGGGAAACAUCUGGAUAG
Molecule: messenger RNA, 720 nt
Organism: Penicillium taxi
Lineage: Eukaryota; Fungi; Ascomycota; Eurotiomycetes; Eurotiales; Aspergillaceae
Exons: 1
Coding region: 1-720 (239 amino acids)
Source: RefSeq, a predicted model, not a curated record